AUGCAUUUUAAGCUUAUAGGUCAAGUUCCGAAGUUUGAUCCCUCGCGUCCACUUCAAUGUGGCCACGUUAACAGUCCAGAACUGACCUCCAUGAUGAAGGGUAAUCAAUACACAGCCCGAGAGGCGGAAGUGCCAUGGAUGGUGGCUCUUCUGUAUGCUAGAAAUCAUCUUUAUUUUGCUGGCGGCUCCCUAAUUGCUCCAGAUGUUGUGCUAACAGCGACUUCCAUCACAGAAAAACUAAACGAAGACCAGCUAGUUGUAAGGGCUGGCGAAUGGGACUUGCUAACCAAACAAGAGCAAGGACAACAUGAGGAUGUGCCCAUCAGGAAGAUUGUACGACACAUUGCCUUCAAUAGGGCAAAUGGAGCCAACAAUGUGGCCCUUUUAUUUCUCAAAAGACCGCUGGACCUGACCCACCAUAUAAACCUCAUUUGCCUGCCACCAUCGAAUCGCAACUUUAUUUAUAACCGUUGCAUUGUCAGUGGCUGGGGUAGGAAGAACUUAGAGGACAACGCCUACAUGAAUGUUCAGAAGAAAAUUUAUGUGCCAUUGGUGAACAGAUCUAGUUGCCAGCGACAACUAAAAGGAUUCUUGGGGGCAAGCUUUCAUCUCGAUAACAGCCUGAUGUGUGCCGGCGGAGAGAUUGGCAAGGAUUCGUGCAAGGGCGAUGGAGGUUCCCCACUGGCCUGUCCCCUCCAAAGCGAUCCUUAUCGAUAUGAGCAGGUGGGCAUCGUCAACUAUGGAUUAGGAUGUGGAAGUGCUGUUCCUGCUGUAUACACUGAUGUUUCAAAAAUGCGGCCCUGGAUUGACUACCAGAUCCAAGAGAACGCAUUCGCUUAUCAACAGCUAAAUGCAGGAGAUGGACAAAAACUAAGAAGUGAAUACCUUAGAAACUUGUAA
Drosophila santomea is the source of this 900-nucleotide messenger RNA. RefSeq names its product phenoloxidase-activating factor 2-like. NCBI's taxonomy places the organism in Eukaryota, Metazoa, Arthropoda, Insecta, Diptera, Drosophilidae. The coding region runs from base 1 to 900 and encodes 299 amino acids. Gene Ontology annotation, molecular function: serine-type endopeptidase activity. The record is from RefSeq and is a predicted model, not a curated record. The transcript has a single exon. Gene Ontology annotation, biological process: proteolysis.